UGGUGCCAGAUUUAAGUCUCUCUUCUCACGUAGCUAACAGGAAGUCUGGCUAGAAUUUUCCAGAAAAAAAAGGUCUAUAUUCUUUGCCAGCGGCUGGUCUCUGAAAACGAAAAUGGUGAAGAUAUUCGUGGGGAACCUGCCGCGAGAGGCUACCGAGGAUGAGAUCAAAGAGCUCUUCGCCGAAUAUGGCAAGGUCACCGAGUGCGCCAUCAUUAAAAACUUCGCCUUUGUUCACAUGGAGGACCGUAAGGCCGCCACUAAAGCCAUCAGGAGCCUCCAUCUGCAUAAGCUCCACGGCACGCCGAUCAACGUGGAGGCGAGUCACGGGAAGAACCAGGGCCCAGUCAAACUGCAUGUAGCCAACGUAGAAAAGGGCUCUGAUGACGAGCUCCGUGCUCUGUUCGAAGAGUAUGGGACGGUCACAGAGUGCGCUAUUGUGAAGAAUUUUGCUUUUGUGCACAUGCCCAAUCAUGAUGAGGCCAUGGAUGCCAUCAAAGGACUGGAUAACUCUGAGUUUCAAGACAAACGCAUCCAUGUCCAGGUAUCUAAGAGCCGACCCAGAAACGAUGAAUAUGAAGAAUACCCACCCCCACCCCCAGAGAGGGGAGGCUAUUGGCCCCCACACUACCCAGGAGAGAGGCCUGAGCCUCCCCCACCCAGCUACAUGAGGGCCCGCCCUAUGCCCCCCGGUUACCCAGCUCCUCCUCUGCCGCCCCCUCCCCCCAGACGAGCUGUUUAUCCAGAGCGUCCCUAUGAGAGUGAAAGGGAGCGAUACAGCAUGGUAGAUUACUAUGAGAAAUACAGAGCCCGACCGUACGCCAUCUCACCCUAUGAAGAGCAUCGUGCUGUUGCCCCACCCCCUCCGCCCCCGCCUUCCUCUGUCAUUCGAGACCGCCUUCUAAGCUCAUCGCUUGAUCCGUAUGAGCGUCGGCCCCUCCCCCCUCCUCCUCCGCCUCCCCCCUCAUCGUACUACGCCCGAGAUCGCAGCCCUAUAAGGAGGGCACCUGCUGCACCGUUGCCCCCUCCGCCCAGUAACGGCUAUGCCUAUGAGCGCUCUCCAUAUUCAGUUCCACGUGCAAGGGAUCCUUAUGCAGACAGGCUGCCUCCGCCACCGCCUCCACGCUACGCUUACUAAGCAAUCCGUCAAUGAUUUGAAGGAUUCUUGUCCGAGUGCGUCGCUGCUUCCUGAUUCACGUGACUUUAUCCUCUCCCUGUCUGCGGCUGAGCGCGUUGCGUUCCUCUGCGACGCUCAAAAGGAACUGAAUGCUUUACGUCAAUGGCUGUUUUUUUUUUUGUUUUAAGUGUCUAGAAAUUUUUUUUUUCCAUCUAGCUGUUUUAGUAUUGAAUUGUAUUGUAGAAUUUUUAUUGGCAAACAUCAGAAUGGGGCGUCUUUUUUCUUUAUAUAAACCAUUUCGUUUUAUGAAGCGUAAUAUUGUGUAUGACCUUAGAAAGCUAAAUAACCUCAGCAUUCCUUAAAAGGCGAUUUAGUUUACAUUGCAGUCUGCACGUUGGAUUAAUCAUGUGAAUGUUUCCCAUCAAAAUCUAAACCUCUGUUGCGUUGCUGUGAAACGUAAAUCAAUAAACUGUCAGUUUGUUGCACUGGUCAUUUACGCAAUGAA
Cyprinodon variegatus (sheepshead minnow) is the source of this 1619-nucleotide messenger RNA. RefSeq names its product RNA-binding protein 4B-like. Gene Ontology annotation, biological process: mRNA splicing, via spliceosome. Bases 113 to 1135 code for a protein of 340 amino acids. Lineage: Eukaryota; Metazoa; Chordata; Actinopteri; Cyprinodontiformes; Cyprinodontidae. The transcript is spliced from 4 exons. Gene Ontology annotation, molecular function: mRNA binding. The record is from RefSeq and is a predicted model, not a curated record. Gene Ontology annotation, cellular component: nuclear speck.